This is a messenger RNA of Cynocephalus volans (Philippine flying lemur), 3069 nucleotides long. It is a transcript of the gene GPRIN1, whose product is annotated as G protein regulated inducer of neurite outgrowth 1. The coding region runs from base 1 to 3069 and encodes 1022 amino acids. Lineage: Eukaryota; Metazoa; Chordata; Mammalia; Dermoptera; Cynocephalidae. Gene Ontology annotation, cellular component: plasma membrane. Gene Ontology annotation, biological process: neuron projection development. The transcript has a single exon. The record is from RefSeq and is a predicted model, not a curated record.
AUGGGCAGUGCUGAAGACCCAGACUGGCUCCAGCUGCUUCAGAAGGACUCCAGCCCCCCAGGACCCCAGCCCACAGCCCUCUGCUGCCCACAGGAUGGGAGCCUGGGGGCUGGGGGCCCAGCCAUGAGGGACUGCUGCCCCUCCCAGCAAAAGGCCAGCCCUGCGCCUCCCAGGCACACCCCUGACCAAAGCCUACGCAUGGACUCUAGACACAGCAGCCCCAGUAGGGCUGAGGAAGGGGCCUCCUGCUCUGAGGGCCCUGGCAGGAGGUUGGCCUGUCCCUCCCUGACCUGCAUCUCUUCCCAAGAGGCAGCCACCAAGGAGGCAUUGGAGGCAGAUGGAGCCUCAAUCUCAGGGACACCAGAAACCACCUUGUCUGGGAAGCCAGAACCUGUGUCCUCAGUAAAAAUUGAUCAUACAUCCUCAGACAGCAGAAAUCCUAUGUUCUUGGAUAAGAUGGAUUCCAAGUCUCCAGAUCAGGCAGAUUCUACUUCCAUAGGAAAGGAAGAUACUGGGUCCUCAAGGAAGACAGAUCCCAUCUUUUCUGGAAAAACAGAACCUGCAAUCUUGGGAAAGGACAGUCCUGUGGCUCCUGGAGGGACAGAUCCCAUGACUCCAAGAAGGGAGGAUGAUUUUGGAUCCUUGGGAAAAGCAGAUCCUAUAUGCUCCAGCAAGGUGGAUAUGAUGUCUCCAAAGAAGGAGGAUCCUGGUCCUUUGAGAAAGGUGGAUCCUGUAUCCUCAGGCAAAGUGGAUCCUAUGUUCCCAAGAAAGGAGCCCAGCUAUUCUGGAAAAGAGCAUCCUGUGUCCUCAGAAAAGGUGAGUUCUGUAUCCACUGGAAAGGCAGAUAUUGUGUUCUUCAGAAAGAGAGAUCCUGAGCCCUCAGGAAAGGCGGAUCUUAUGUCCUUGGAAAGCAUGGAUUCUGUAUCCGGAGGAAAGACAGAUCCAGGGCUCCUGGGAAAGCUGACUCCAGGGUCGUCAGGCAAGAUCGAGCCUUUAUCCCUUGGAAUAGUGGCUCCUGGGCCCUCAGGAAGAGUGGAUACUCCGGAUUUGGAGAUAGCAGAUCCUGUUUCUAUGGUAAAUGCAGAAACUGUGUCCUCUGCAAAAGGGGACUCUCAGUUCCUGGGAAAGACGGACCCUGCCUUCUCAGGAGAGGGGGGUCCUGUGUCUGUGAGAAUGACAAAAAAUGUGUCUGCUAGCCAUGUGGAUCCCGUGUUUGCAGGAAAGGUGGAUCCCACGUCUUUGAAAAAUGCAGAUCCCACAUCUUUAGGCAAGAUGGAUCAGGUUUCCUUGGGAUGGGUGGAUCCUGUGUCCACAGGAAAACCAGAGCCCUUUUCUUCUGGGCAGGCAGAACAUGUGUCUGUGGGAAAGAAAGAAACUGUUUCUUCAGGAAAAGAGGACCCAGUGUCCUCCAGAAAGGUAGAUCCCAUAUCUGCAGGAAAUAUAAAAACAUCAUGCUCUGGAAAAGUGAAUACUGAAUCUUCAGAAAAGACAGACCCUGUGUCCUCAGGUCUAGAGAAUCCCAAGUCCUUGGGGACAGUAGAUCUCCCAUCCACAGUAAAAGCUGAGGCAGUGACUGUGGGGGAAAGAGACACAAUAUCCUCAGAGAAGGCAGGUCCUAUGGCCUCUGGCAAGGUGGGUCCGACAGCCUCAGGGAAGGCUGUUCCUCUGGCCUUGGGCAAGCUGGACCCCGUGAGCAGGGGAAAGGCAGAAACUGUCCCCUCUGGAAAAGUGGACUCUGUGUCUUUAGGUAAGGUGGCCUCCUCAGCUCCAGGAAAAACAGUCCUGGUGUCCUCUGGGAAGGUGGAUCUCGUGUCCUUUGGAAAAGCAGAAGCUCUCCCAGCGGGAAAGGUGAAUCCUCUGCCUCUAGAGAAGGGGAAUCCUGUGAACUCCACAAAGGUGGAUCUCGGGGCCUCAGGGAAAGCAGAGCUGAAGUCUGGGGACAAAACAGAAACAAAGCUCUCUGGACAAGAGCGUGCUCCAUCAACAGGAAAAGGAGAGAUUGUGUCUUUGCAAAAGGAGAAGCCACAGGCCUCAGAGAAGGUUGAUCCUGGAUCCUCCAGAAAAGCAGACCCCAUUGCCUCUGGGAAGGGAGAACCUGUAUCCCUGGGGAAGGCUGACUCUACAUCUUCCAGAAAAGCAGAGCUCCCAUUAAUGGGGAAGGUGGAUCCCCUUACUCUGGAGAAGACCGAGUCCUUGUCUUCCUCCCCCUGGCAGUCAAAUGGCAAACCCUGCGGCUCAGCCCGGUCUCCCGAGGGUGCUGGGGGAGGCAAGGGCCCCGAGGCGCCGGAGUCCACGCCCAGCGCUGAGGCUUCCAUCCUCGGUCAGAAAGACCUGGCAGCCGCUGGGGCCGAGAGAAGCUCCAGCCCGGAGGUCGCAGCGCCCCCGCCAGGGCCGCGAACUCGCGACAACUUCACCAAAGCUCCGUCGUGGGAGGCGAGCGCCCCGCCACCGCCGCGCGAGGACGCGGGCACGCAGGCAGGCACGCAGGCCUGCGUCUCGGUGGCCGUGAGCCCCAUGUCUCCGCAGGAUGGCGCGGGCGGCCCGGCCUUCAGCUUCCAGUUAGCGCCGCACGCGCCCAGCCCAGCGCCCAGGCCGCCCUCGCGCCGGGACGCGGGCCUGCAGGUGUCGCUGGGCGCCGCCGAGACGCGCUCUGUGGCUACCGGGCCUAUGACGCCGCAGGCCGCCGCGCCGCCCGCCUUCCCCGAAGUGCGGGUGCGGCCGGGCUCUGUGCUGGCGGCCGCCGUGGCGCCCCCGGAGGCGGCCGAGCCCGUGCGCGAUGUGAGCUGGGACGAGAAGGGCAUGACGUGGGAGGUGUACGGCGCCUCCAUGGAAGUGGAGGUGCUGGGCAUGGCCAUCCAGAAGCACUUGGAGCGGCAGAUCGAGGAGCACGGCCGCCAAGGGGCGCCUGCGCCGCCGCCCGCCUCCCGCACGGGCCCGGGCCGCGCGGGCUCCGUGCGCGCCGCGCCUGCAGAUGGCGCUGCCAAGCGCCCGCCCGGCCUCUUCCGCGCGCUGCUGCAGAGUGUGCGCCGUCCGCGGUGCUGCUCGCGGGCGGGACCCACGGCCGAGUGA